Dipodomys ordii (Ord's kangaroo rat) is the source of this 1484-nucleotide messenger RNA. It is a transcript of the gene Csnk2a2, whose product is annotated as casein kinase 2, alpha prime polypeptide. The coding region runs from base 1 to 1053 and encodes 350 amino acids. The transcript is spliced from 13 exons. Lineage: Eukaryota; Metazoa; Chordata; Mammalia; Rodentia; Heteromyidae. Gene Ontology annotation, cellular component: protein kinase CK2 complex; nucleus; cytosol. The record is from RefSeq and is a predicted model, not a curated record. Gene Ontology annotation, biological process: protein phosphorylation; regulation of chromosome separation. Gene Ontology annotation, molecular function: ATP binding; protein serine/threonine kinase activity.
AUGCCCGGCCCGGCCGCGGGCAGUCGGGCCCGGGUCUACGCCGAGGUGAACAGCCUGAGGAGCCGCGAGUACUGGGACUAUGAGUCUCACGUCCCGACCUGGGGUAAUCAAGAUGAUUACCAACUGGUUCGAAAACUUGGUCGGGGAAAGUAUAGUGAAGUAUUUGAGGCCAUUAACAUCACCAACAAUGAGAGAGUGGUUGUGAAAAUCCUCAAGCCAGUGAAGAAAAAGAAGAUAAAACGAGAGGUUAAGAUUCUGGAGAACCUUCGUGGUGGAACAAAUAUCAUUAAGCUGAUCGACACUGUGAAAGACCCUGUGUCAAAGACACCAGCUUUGGUAUUUGAAUAUAUCAAUAAUACAGAUUUUAAGCAACUCUACCAGAUCCUGACAGACUUUGAUAUCCGGUUUUAUAUGUAUGAACUACUUAAAGCUCUGGAUUACUGCCACAGCAAGGGAAUCAUGCACAGGGACGUGAAACCUCACAAUGUCAUGAUAGAUCACCAACAGAAAAAGCUGCGGCUGAUAGAUUGGGGCUUGGCGGAGUUCUAUCAUCCUGCUCAGGAGUACAAUGUUCGUGUAGCCUCAAGGUACUUCAAAGGACCAGAGCUCCUUGUGGAUUAUCAGAUGUAUGAUUAUAGCCUGGACAUGUGGAGUUUAGGCUGUAUGUUAGCAAGCAUGAUCUUUCGAAAGGAACCCUUCUUCCAUGGACAGGACAACUAUGACCAGCUUGUUCGCAUUGCCAAGGUUCUGGGAACAGACGAGUUGUAUGGGUAUCUGAAGAAGUAUCACAUAGACCUAGAUCCACACUUCAAUGAUAUCCUGGGACAACAUUCACGAAAACGCUGGGAAAACUUUAUCCAUAGUGAAAACAGACACCUUGUCAGCCCUGAGGCCCUAGAUCUUCUGGACAAACUCCUGCGAUACGACCAUCAACAGAGACUGACUGCCAAAGAGGCCAUGGAGCACCCCUACUUCUACCCAGUGGUGAAAGAACAGUCCCAGCCUGGUUCAGAGAACGCUGUGCUAUCCAGUGGGCUUACAGCAGCGCGAUGAAGCCUGGAGAGCGACGGGUCUGUUGCGGCUCCUCCCACUUUUCCAUAAGCAGAACAAGAACCAAAUCAAACGUCUUAACGUGUGUAGAGAGAUCACGUUCCGUGAGCAGACACAAAACGGUGGCAGGCUUGGUGAGCACGAACUAGACCAGCUGAAGGGCAGCCCACCACCGUAUAUCAAACCUCACUUCCGAAUGUAAAAGGUUCACAUGCCUCUGGCUUCCUGUUGGCUUCCUCCCGACCCAGAAAGCAUGGGAAAUGUGAAGGGUAUGCAGAUGGUUGUUGGUUACUGUUGCUCCUCACGCCCCUGACUGUCCAGUGGCUGCCUGGUUUCCCAGAAAACCACCUUGACUAGCUGACCACAGACUCCACAGGGGGUAAUGUAUGGCAUGAUGGGCAGUUACAUAUUAUUUUAAAAGUAUAUAUUAUUGA